Molecule: messenger RNA, 1134 nt
Organism: Saccostrea echinata
Lineage: Eukaryota; Metazoa; Mollusca; Bivalvia; Ostreida; Ostreidae
Product: dimethyladenosine transferase 1, mitochondrial-like
Exons: 5
Coding region: 107-1120 (337 amino acids)
Biological process (GO): rRNA methylation; transcription initiation at mitochondrial promoter
Cellular component (GO): mitochondrial matrix
Molecular function (GO): mitochondrial transcription factor activity; rRNA (adenine-N6,N6-)-dimethyltransferase activity
Source: RefSeq, a predicted model, not a curated record
CUGCGUCACACUGUGUGUCAAAAACAGUGAAAAAAGGCAUGAUUAUAACUCUUUUUUGAAAAAAUUGUAUAUAAAUUAAGGAAAAAAGCUUUAAAAACACACCAAAAUGGGGAGUCGAUUACCUCCCAUGCCCAAAAUAUCUGAAAUUGUAAAAUUGUACAAACUGAGUGCAACAAAAAAGCUUUCUCAGAACUUUCUUCUUGAUAUGAAUGUGUGUCAUAAAUUUGUCCAGUGCAUAUCAGUGACAAGAGGAACUCAUAUUUGUGAAAUAGGACCAGGGCCAGGGGGAAUAACAAGGGCUUUACUGGAAAGUGAUGCAUUGAAAGUACACGUAAUUGAAAAGGACCCAAGGUUUAUUCCACCUCUUGAGAUUUUAAAAGCAGCCUCUGGAGGCAGACUGGAUGUACAUCUUGGCGAUGCUCAGAAGUAUGACAUAGCUAGUAUAUUUCCAUCAAAUUAUGCAAGGCCGUGGCUCCGAAAUAUCCCUAGUAUGAACAUAGUUGGAAAUUUGCCAUUCAAUGUGUCUCUUGGACUAUUACUUCAGUGGUUGAAACAAAUUUCAAACAGAAGUGGUCCAUGGCAACAUGGGCGUAUUCCUUUGACUCUCACUUUUCAGCAUGAAGUAGCAGAAAGACUGUUGGCCAAUAGAAACUCUCCACAUAGAUGUAGAAUGACAAUUAUGUGCCAGCACUUGUGCAAAGUUCGUUACAGAUAUCGUAUCCCAGGAAAAGUUUUUGUGCCACCUCCAAAAGUCCACACAGCAGUUGUUUAUUUAGAACCUUUGAGAAUACCCCUUAUAAAUCAACCAUUUUCAGUGGUGGAAAAAGUCACGGCUACCAUAUUUCACUACCGACAGAAGUACAUCAAAAGGGGGGCACAAGACCUGUUUCCUCCUAGCAUGGAAGGUCUUGUGGAUGAACUUUUCAAGUUAUCAGAUGUGGACCCCACACACCGCUCCUUCUCGCUCACAAUGGAGGAAUGGGGCAGAUUGUGUGACACGUAUGCAGACUUUUGUAAUGAAUACCCAGGAUUACUGGACUAUAACUACAGAGACCCCAGUACCAGACACCUCCCAGAAAAAACAGUUCCCUUCUCACUAAAUGUGGCAGAUCUAAAAUAAAUGUUUUUCAGACA